GCCAGGAAAGGGUUGUGUUUAUGGGAGGCUCCAAAUACUGGGGAUGACCGUCCCUUCCCUGGUGCUGUCUGCAUUUUAGCACGGACAUAAUGAGGUGGAGGUGGAGGUGGAGCCCAGCCUCCGAGGUCCUGAAAUAGUCACGAUGGGGGAGAACGACCCGCCUGCAGCUGAAGCCCCCUUCUCCUUCAGAUCGCUUUUCGGCCUUGACGAUUUGAAAAUAAGUCCUGUUGCACCAGAUGCCGAUGCAGUGGCUGCCCAGAUCCUGUCUCUGCUGCCAUUGAAGUUCUUUCCCAUCAUCGUCAUUGGGAUAAUUGCGUUGAUAUUAGCGCUGGCCAUCGGUUUGGGCAUCCACUUUGACUGCUCCGGGAAGUACAAGUGCCGGUCGACUUUUAAGUGUAUUGAGCUGACGGCUCGAUGUGACGGGGUGUCAGACUGCAGAGACUGGGAGGAUGAAUACCGAUGUGUCCGUGUGAGUGGUCGGAACGCCGUGCUCCAGGUGUUCACGGCUGCCACCUGGAGGACCGUGUGCGCCGAGGACUGGAAGAGUCAUCAUGCAACUGUCGCCUGCGCCCAGCUGGGGUUUCCAAGCUACGUGAGUUCAGACACCCUCAGAGUGGACUUGCUCGAAGAGCAGUUUCGAGAGGACUUCGUGUCCAUCAAUCACCUCUUGCCAGAUGACAAAGUGACCGCUUUACACCACUCGGUGUACGUGAGGGAGGGAUGUACCUCGGGCCAUGUGAUUACCUUGAAGUGCUCAGCCUGCGGUCUGAGGAUUGGCUCCAGCCCCCGCAUCGUGGGUGGAAACACAUCUUCGCUGGCACAGUGGCCCUGGCAGGCCAGCCUGCAGUUCCAGGGCUACCACUUGUGUGGAGGGUCCGUCAUUACCCCCCUGUGGGUUGUCACCGCUGCCCACUGUGUUUAUGAUCUCUAUCUCCCCAAGUCCUGGACCAUCCAGGUGGGCCUUGUUUCCCUGCUAGACAGUCCAGCCCCCUCCCAUCUGGUGGAAAAAAUCAUCUACCACAGCAAGUACAAGCCAAAGAGACUGGGCAAUGACAUCGCCCUCAUGAAGCUGGCCGGGCCUGUCACUUUCAAUGAGAUGACCCAACCAGUCUGUUUGCCUAACUCUGAAGAGAACUUUCCUGAUGGAAAAUUGUGCUGGACAUCAGGCUGGGGGGCCACAGAGGAUGGAGGUGACGCCUCCCCGGUCCUCAACCACGCAGCCGUUCCUCUCAUCUCCAACAAGGUCUGCAACCACAGGGAUGUGUACGGUGGCAUCAUCUCCCCAUCCAUGCUCUGCGCUGGCUACUUGAAAGGCGGUGUGGACAGCUGCCAGGGAGACAGCGGGGGUCCCCUGGUGUGUCAGGAGCAGAGGGUGUGGAAGCUGGUGGGAGCCACCAGCUUUGGCAUCGGCUGUGCCGAGGUGAACAAGCCUGGAGUCUACACGCGCAUCACUUCCUUCCUGGACUGGAUUCACGAGCAGAUGGAGAGGGACCUGAAAACUUGACAGGUGAGAGGCAAGUGACCACCAUGAGUUCCUGCCAAGAUGGAGACAAUCCCAUCCUUCCGUGGAUUCUAACAGCAGAGCCAAAUGAAGGAGCAUCUUCUCAUCCCUCCACAUCUAGAACAGAUUUCUUCUAUCAUCUCUGACAAGCCAGAGGGGCAUCAGAAUAAAAUGAUCCUGAACCUCCUUUUUCUGAUCUUCCCAAGAACAGGAGCAGGAACACCUCCAAAGCGCUACCUUUUCCCACUUUUCCAUCUGGUUUCCUCCCUCACAAAGCCCUUCAGCAAAGAUAUGCAGUCAGGACCUACAGACGUGCAGUCAGUGUAGACACAGAUGUUCACACAUUUUAUCCAGGUACCAGAACAAAACCGAUUUUUUUCUACCAGGAUCUCCUUUAACACACGGGAAAUUAUAGGUGAUUUUAGUUUUGUAGUCUUUGGUACUCGUUGUUUCAUUGUCUCUUGCUUCCAAAGGACAUAGAAUUUCUUAGCAAGUUCAUCACUCGGAGUUUAUUGAAUGAAUCUUGAUUGCUCAUGUAAGCUUGAUUCAAGAGGCUUAAUUCAUUUGAUCUGUUGGAACAGAUUUAUUGGGAGAUUGGAAUCAUGUCCUAUUACAUCAGAGUAGUCAGAAGCAGAGCAAGAAAAGAAAGGAAUAAGUCAGGACCACCUAACUCCCACACAAUGUUACCGAAGGCCAACUAGGCAGUCUCAUGUCAUUAAGACACUAGGGCUUCUCUACCUCUCCACAUGGGCCUGUUAAAUCUCCCGCACAGCUGCAGGUUAGAGGCUCCUCCUGGUACCCACCCAUCCCCUGAAGUCCCCAUAGCACACGCAUAACAGAGGAAGAUUCCUUGGUAAGUAAUCAUUGUCCAGUGGUGCUUUAUCACAAGUGACUUUAUUAGAAUAUGAAUCUGUGGUUUUGCUCUGAGGCAACAGUGGGAAAGGUGGGUGAGUUUCAAAGAGAUCAGAGAUAGGUUCAGGUGCCUGGGGAAGGGCCAGCUCCAGGGAGCCUCCUGAGCCACGUGUUAGAGGGGGUGGAGGAAGACAUGGAGGGGGAGUUCAGGGCAAAUUACUAGGACACACUUCACUGUAUCAGAGUUCCUGCACAGAUCUCUCUACAUGUCAGAAAGUGACAAGACCAUUUUUGAGUAUUUCUGCCCAGCUCUCUUUGAAAGCAAUGGUAGCUCACAAAAGCAUCUUGAGAAGGAUCAACAAAGUUGGAGGUAUCACACUCCUGAUAUCAGAUACAAAGUUUCAGUCCUCAAAACAGUAUGGUACUGGCAUGAAAAUAUAUGUCAAUGGAACAGAAUAGAGAGCCCCGAAGUAAACCUGCAUUUAUAUAGGCAAUUAAUCUACAAAAGGAGGCAAGAAUACACAAUGGGGGAAUGGACAAUCUCUUCAGCUAAUGCAAAAGAAUGAAAGUGUCCUACUUUCACACCAUACACAAAAAUAAGCUCAACAGGGCUUAAAGACAUAAACGUAACCUGAAACUACAAAAUUUGUAGAAGAAAACAAGGGCAGUAAAUUCUUUGAAAUUAGUAUUAGCAUCAUUUUUUUAACCUGUCUCCUCAGGCAAGGGCAAGAAAAGCAAAAAUAAAUCUUACUAAAAAGCAUUUUGCACAGCUAAGGAAAGCAUCAAUAAAAUGAAAAGGCUGCCUACUGAAUGGGAGAAGGUACUUGCAAAUGAUAUAACCAAUAGAGGCUUAAUAUCCAAAAUAUACAAAGAACUCAUACAACUCAAUAGCAAAAAAAUGCAAACAAUCCAAUUUUUAAAAUGAGCAGAGGAUCUGAACAGACAUUUUUUCCAAAGAAGACAUACUGAUGGUUGACAAACACAUGAAAAGCUGUUCAAUGUCAAUAAUCACCAGGAAAAUGCAAAUUAAAACUACAAUGAGUUAUUACCUCACUCUUCUCAGAAGGGCUGUUAUCAAAAAGGACACAAAUAGCAAAUGUUAGUGAGAAUGUGGAAUCCUUGUGCACUAUUGGUAAGAAUGUUAAGUUGGUGCUGCCACUAUGAAAAACAGUCUGGAGGUUCCUCAAAAAACUAAAAAUAGAGCUACUAUUUGAUCUAGCAAUUCCACUUCUGGAUAUAUGUCUGAAAAAAAAACAAAACAAAAGCACUACUCAGAAAAGAUACAUGCACCCCAGUGUUGAUGGCAGCCUUGUUUAUAAUAGCCAAGAUACGGAAGUGUCCAUCAGCAGAUAAAUGAAUAAAGAAGAUGGGGCAUACACGUACAAUGGAACAUUAUUCAGCCAUAAAAAAAAAAAAUGGAAUGUUGCCAUUUGUGACAAGGUGGAUGGAUCUUGAGACUAUCAUGCUAAAUGAAAUAAAUUAGACAAAGACAAAUACAAAAAAAAAAUAAAGGAAAUAUUUCACUUACACGUGAAAUCUAAAAACAAAGCAAACGAACAAACAGAAAAAGACUAUUAUAUACAGAGGACACCUGGGUGGUCGACGGAGGGGAAGAGGUUGAGGGUUGGGUGAAAUGGGUGAAAGAGAUUAAAGGGGACAAACUUCAGUUAUAAAGUAAAUAAGCCACAGGGAUGUAAUACACAGCACAUAUAUAUAGUCAAAAAUACAGUAAUAUGUUGGUAUGGGGACAGAUGGUAACUAGACCUACCCCAGUGAUUGUUUAGUUACUUAAUAACGUAU
Molecule: messenger RNA, 4153 nt
Organism: Dama dama (fallow deer)
Lineage: Eukaryota; Metazoa; Chordata; Mammalia; Artiodactyla; Cervidae
Gene: TMPRSS3
Product: transmembrane serine protease 3
Exons: 13
Coding region: 143-1504 (453 amino acids)
Biological process (GO): proteolysis
Cellular component (GO): membrane
Molecular function (GO): serine-type endopeptidase activity; protein binding
Source: RefSeq, a predicted model, not a curated record